AUGUCCAACAGCAGCUCCAUCAGGCACUUCCUCCUGCUGGCAUUGGCAGACACGCGGCAGCUGCAGCUCCUGCACUUCUGCCCCUUGCUGGGCAUCUCCCUGGCUGCCCUCCUGGGCAAUGGCCUCAUCAUCAGUGCUGUAGCCUGCAGCCACCACUUGCACACGCCCAUGUUCUUCUUCCUGCUCAACCUGGCCCUCAGCGACCUGGGCUCCAUCUGCACCACUGUCCCCAAAGCCAUGCACAAUUCCCUCUGGGACACCAGCACCAUCUCCUACAAAGGAUGUGCUGCACAGGUUUUCUUCUUUCUCUUCUUUAUCACAGCAGAAUUUUCCCUCCUGACCGCCAUGUGCUAUGAUCGCUAUGUGUCCAUCUGCAAACCCCUGCACUACGGGACCCUCCUAGGCAGCAGAGCUUGUGCCCACAUGGCAGCAGCUGCCUGGGCCAGUGCCUUUCUCUAUUCACUGCUGCACACAGCCAAUACAUUUUCCCUGCCCCUGUGCCACGGCAAUGCCCUGGGCCAGUUCUUCUGUGAAAUCCCCCAGAUCCUCAAGCUCUCCUGCUCUAAAUCUUAUCUCAGGGAACUUGGGCUCAUUGUGCUAAGCGCUCUUCUAUUUUUUGUUUGUUUUGUGUUCAUGGUUUUCUCCUAUACGCAGAUCUUCAGGGCUGUGCUGAGGAUCCCCUCUGAGCAGGGAAGGCACAAAGCCUUUUCCACCUGCCUCCCUCACCUGGCCGUGGUCUCCCUGUUUGUCAGCACCUCAUUUUUUGCCUACCUGAAGCCCCCUUCCAUCUCCUCCCCAUCCCGGGAUCUGGCAGUGUCUAUUCUGUACUUGGUGGUGCCUCCAGCCCUGAACCCCCUCAUCUACAGCCUGAGGAACCAGGAGCUCAAGGAUGCCUUGGGAAAACCGGGGAUGGAGAACCAGAAGGCUGAACGCCCAUCUGUCAAGGAGCCGGUGAAGGAGAGGAACAAUGGCUCAAAGGGUCCCCAGGCCACAUUGUCUGCUAGCAAACGACUGUCUAUUUUUGAUUAUUUUGUCCUGAGAAUAUCUGACAGCCACAAGAAAGUGAAGCAGAGGGCGCUGGUCGUGCUGGCUGAAAUUACAGGAGCCCUGAAAGAUGCCUUGAACCCGGUGAUCAUUGGUUUGGUGGAAGGAAUAACAAAGAACCUGAACUCAAAGGAUCCCAGGGUUGGUGGGGCAGCUGUGAAAGCACUGGAAGAAUCCAUUGCUCAUUUGGUGCUUGUGCAGGGGGUUCAUGCCAGGAGCCCUGAAGUCGUCCAGCGCGACGCCCUGCCCGUGCUCUGGCCCUGCCUGGAGAACAAGGCGCUGCCUGUGCGGAGCACCAACGUCCGCACCGUGGCCACCAAGCUGGCCUCUGCCCUCUGCAAGGUGAUGGGCACCCAGCUGAAGGAAUGUGCUACCAGCAAGCCUCCACACGUGCGGGAAAACCUCUCCAAAAUUCAUGGCAUGGGGGGCCUGAAGCAGCUCCAGAUGGAGGACAAGGUGAAGGGCAAUCAUGGCUCAGCCUCACACAGAGAUCUGACUGGUUAUAGUCUUACCGAGAAGUUUUCUCUGGACACUUCCAAUGUUCUCUCACCCACAAAGUCCUCACCUCCCGUCCAGAAGAGCUCUCUUUCCUCCAAGCUCAGGAAGAAGCUGCUGCCUGCCAAAUACACGCAGCUGCAGCUGGCGCCCACGCAGGGCCUGGAUUACAGCUGA
This is a messenger RNA of Melospiza georgiana, 1716 nucleotides long. RefSeq names its product olfactory receptor 14A16-like. Gene Ontology annotation, molecular function: olfactory receptor activity; G protein-coupled receptor activity. Bases 1 to 1716 code for a protein of 571 amino acids. Gene Ontology annotation, biological process: G protein-coupled receptor signaling pathway. The transcript is spliced from 8 exons. The record is from RefSeq and is a predicted model, not a curated record. Gene Ontology annotation, cellular component: membrane. Lineage: Eukaryota; Metazoa; Chordata; Aves; Passeriformes; Passerellidae.